AUGCCUUCAAUUAAGUUGCAGAGUUCUGAUGGAGAGAUAUUUGAAGUUGAUGUUGAAAUUGCCAAACAAUCUGUGACUAUCAAGACCAUGUUAGAAGAUUUGGGAAUGGAUGAUGAAGGCGAUGAUGACCCAGUUCCUCUACCAAAUGUUAAUGCAGCAAUAUUAAAAAAGGUUAUUCAGUGGUGCACCCACCACAAGGAUGACCCUCCUCCUCCUGAGGAUGAUGAGAACAAAGAAAAGCGAACAGAUGAUAUUCCUGUUUGGGACCAAGAAUUCCUCAAAGUUGACCAAGGAACACUAUUUGAACUAAUUCUGGCUGCAAACUAUUUAGACAUCAAAGGUUUGCUUGAUGUUACAUGCAAGACUGUUGCCAAUAUGAUCAAGGGGAAAACCCCUGAAGAGAUUCGCAAGACCUUCAAUAUAAAAAAUGACUUUACUGAAGAAGAGGAAGCCCAGGUACGCAAAGAGAACCAGUGGUGUGAAGAGAAGUGAAAAGUUGUGCCUGACACUGUAACACUGUGUGGCCUUCUUCUCCAGGAUUAUUGUACAGUGAAUAGCUAUGCUUCUGGGCCAUUCAAGAUAGUUAACAGCUCAGAAGAUCCUAGCCCUGGGGCUUCCUAUAAAAGGGAGAAACACCUUCAAAUUGGGAAAUCCCUGCUAGUUUUGCCAUGCUAAGCCAUCACAAUAUCCUGAGCACAGUGGGAGCAGCUGCAACGGGAGAGGGCUCCAGAUCUGUAUUUCAAGCAAAUAUGCCAGUUGUAUGGGAACAUGUACAGGACGUGUUAAGUUAUUUUGUCUCAGGUCUCAGAAAACGAGGCUGGUUCUUGGCUGGCAGUAAGGUGGAACUGGUAUGGUAUUUGAAGUUGAAUUGGACACUCUCAAGUCACCGGGAGACCUCAUAGGAAUGUGUGUGAUCCAGGAGGGUUUGAAUUUCCUCUUUGAUGUCAGUUUUUUAAAAAGGCUGGCUUGAUUUUAACAAUGUUGCCAAAGCCCCCCUCUCUACCCUCACAUACACAAAGAGUGCAUUGUUCAUGUACCCAGUGUACUCUAAAUAAGACAUCUAAUCAGAUGCAGUAACCCAGUCUUGCAUAAGCCUUGGUUAGAAUGUAGUUUUUUGAAACAUCUAGGCCAGUAGCCAGAGCGGAAUUCUUUAAAUGGGACAGAUGUCAAGAGAAUGGCUGGUCUCCUCUAGCACCCUUCCAGAAAAAAGCAACUCCAAGAUUACAAUUUCCAGUGGCCUACUUUAAAUAGAUACUACUCUGACACACAAAAUCCAAAAAAUAUAACUCAGUGAAAAUUACAAUGCAUGAUGGUGGCCCAGUGGUUGACUGACCUAUUGAGGUGGCUUUAUGAUACCUUUUACAUUCGUGAUGGGUCUUAAAGUUAACAUUGUACUUUAAUGGAAGCUGCUGUGUAAAAAGGUUGUAGAAUUAUCAAAUUUCAGAGGUUUUAUAUAAAAAUAUGGAGAUACCUCAAGCACCUUAAUACAGUUUUUGGGAGGAAAGCGUUCUAUUAAUUUUUUUUGGAGUUUAUACCAGUACAUAAAAAGACUUAUUUUCCUUGUAAUAGGAUAUGUACUUAUGGAGUGGUUAGUCUAAUCUCAACUCUCAGAGAAAAUGGAGUCUAGUGGUCUGUACAUCUAUUUCUAGUUGGAUUGUCUUAGGGUUUAUGGAUAGCAGUUUCCAACAUAGUCUUAUGGGGGUGGGAGGCAGGCUGGCCUGUGCCUGCAUCAAUUUUUAGGUCAGAGGGUUGGUGGGUUCAGAGCAAGGCUUGGAAUGGGAGCUUAUCCGCAGCAUGAGCUGGGCAGGCCCAAGCCCCUUAAGGGGAGAUGAGAGUAAUCCCCGGCUUCUGUAGGUUGAGUCUUUAACAUGUGUACCAUAGUAGAGAAUAAACCCCAAGUUUCAUGGCUGUGAAGAAAAGAAUUAUCAUCCUGUUUCUGAAACAGCUUAUUCCUCAGGGUCAAGCUUUGGGGCGGGGGGGAAAAACAACAGGAAAAAGUAUCUUUAUUCUCACAUUUAAAGUUUUUCUAUGAUGAUGCAUUAACAAUACAAAAAUAUUUUGAAUACUACAAUGGUCCUUUUUUUCUCAAAACUUCCUGCAACACUACACUAGAAUACAUGAUCUUUGGAAUCUGAGAAGCCAGUGGCUAAAGUAGGUAUUAAAGGCAUUUGUUGAAGGGUGUAUGUGGGUACAGGGACAGCCCUUUUUCUUUGGAUUCAGGCUAUGUACGGUGAAGAGGCAAAAAAACAAGUUAAAUUAAAAAGAUUUUUUUAAAGGCU
Molecule: messenger RNA, 2279 nt
Organism: Myotis brandtii (Brandt's bat)
Lineage: Eukaryota; Metazoa; Chordata; Mammalia; Chiroptera; Vespertilionidae
Gene: SKP1
Product: S-phase kinase-associated protein 1
Exons: 6
Coding region: 1-492 (163 amino acids)
Biological process (GO): SCF-dependent proteasomal ubiquitin-dependent protein catabolic process
Cellular component (GO): nucleus; cytoplasm
Molecular function (GO): cullin family protein binding
Source: RefSeq, a predicted model, not a curated record